AUGAGUGGAGAAGAGCCUUCUACAAUUGCGUCUACUGGAUUGAAUGGUAUUGGUGCUAACAACUUGAAAACAGAAGUUAUUGACGAAAUUGAAAUUACAGAUUCUAUACCAAGUUGGUUUGAUGAUAUUGUGGCUGCAUCUCAAACCGAAAGCGAAAGUACGUUAUUUUAUUUUUUAUUCGAUCUUUUGGUGCUUUAAUUUUGCAUAAAACAAAAUAUUCUUGAUUUUUUUAGUUUCAAAGAUUUUGUGGAUUUUUAGAGAUAAAUAGUAUAACCUUGAUAACUCUAACAUUAGCUGUUCAUAAAUUUUAAAAUACAUAUAUUUUUGUUUUUUAUAAAAAUUUUUAAGGUUUAGAAAACACCGAAACUGCCGCUGCUGAGAGUCGACCAAAAAGAAUCAUUAAAAAACCUGUUGUUACUAAUAGUUCUCCUCAGGUAUGUUAUCAGUUUUCUAUUUCUUCAAUUCAAUGUUUAGGCAAAAACCAAAGGAGGAUUGUUGUUAAAACAUGUGUUACCAUCGGUCGUUUUACCGUAUGUUGGUGAUUUGGAUGGUUGCCAAGGUCUAAAUUCAAAAUUAACUUGGGAUAAAAUUGAGUCGGAUUUGUUUACAAUGUACCCUCAUUUAAAGAGCAAGACAUGUCGAUUGAAUGCUCAAAAACUAUGGUACGCAUUGAAAAGCGAGGUCUUGUCAAUUCACUGUGAAGGCAAAGAAGAUGAGUUACCGGAGGUAAGGGUUUCUACGCGAGCGUGAAGAUUAUAUUAUAGUAGAGUAGAGUAACAAAAAUUAUAUUAGAAUAAACAAGAUUUAUUUUUCUUUUUUAUUUGAAAAGUCAGGGGCGUCGCGAAGGAAAUUGGAAAGACCUCUGAACCUCUAACACGAUACAGAUAUUGACUAAUACAUUUUAAAUUUACAGAUAGAAAGAGAAAUCUUGAACGCGAUAAGUCCAGCUAUAAAAGAGAAGUUCAAGAAGCAAUACCAUCCAAAAGCCAAUGGUCGGUCUCCUGUUAAACGUUUGUACGUUGGUUUGAGGAAUAUUACAGCGCAACCGAUUACGCCUCGGGAAAAGGAAGCGCCACGGGCUUGUGCUCCGACUAGCUUUGCUAAGGCUUUCAGCAAUGAUAACAGGGAUAUUCGAGAACAACCAGCGACCACUAGUCGGAGUUUGAAGUCUAACCAAAGUGCCAAAAGCAGAAGUAGUUCGGAGAAUGAUGUAGGUUUAUAAUUAGUUAUUAUUGUUAUCUUUAAAGCUUGGAGUAAUAGGGUAUAUUAAGGUUUCGUUGCUUAAACAACGAAACGAUUUAGAAUGAAUUUUACUACUGUAACUUUUUAAAAUAAUGCUGAAAAAACGUUCAAUAUUGUUUAUAACGUAAAAAAAUUCUAGUUUACGUCAAUGGAGAAACAAUACAUUAUAUGUGAGCUGACGGAAGAGCACAAGAAACUUCAUCCAACUUGGUCUUCGAGACGUGUCUCUCAACUUGUAACCAAAUUACUGCGCAGAGAUUAUGGUUGGAACGUUCAUGAUGAAUAUGCUAGAGGAACUUAUUCUAGGUCUUGCAAAUUGACUAGAGAAAGCCGUCAGAACAAUGAACCGCUGGAGGUGGGUAUUUAUUAGUAUUAUACUGCCAAAAAAUGUAUUGUCGUUAAUAUGUUAAGAGGUACAGGUUUAAAAGCGACAGGACGUUUCACAGUUUAUAAUCAAUAUUUUCAGUACUUCCAAAAAAUGGUGGCGGGAAUUAUUCAGCCUGGCGAUCAAAAUCCCAUGAAGAUCCACAUAAUGAACAAAUUGAAAGGACUUACUAAAACGAAAUAUCAACCUUAUCUUAAUCAAUUAGAUAUGGAACCUGCUAAAUCAUCUGCACCAAUUGGAUCACCAGCUAAAAGACAACAGAUUGAGGCUAUGGAUACAACUGAUAAUCAUAGUGAUACCCAAUCUAUCUCAAUGGUUGACAGUACCACCAGCAACUUUAAUUCGAUCAAACCGUCGGUUGAUAAAGAGGUAAGGAUUACAUGUUUUAAGCAAAAGACCGGGCGGGUUAUUUUGAUCAAGGAGUAGAUGAUUUGAAAGAAUUUUUAUCUUUAUUAACCCUAGACCAAAAUUGUUCUGCUGGAACCGUUUCAGUCUUCAGAAUUUUAAAUAAUGUUUUAUUUUAACUUUAAAGCGUCAAAAAUAUAUUAAAGAACAACUUCAUUUUUGUAUCUCAUUUCAGUCAUCCAGAAACCUAUCGCUGGAAGACAUGAUGAAGAUCGUCAAAUUCUGCAAUGAAAGUCAACAAUCUUUCCGAUAUGAAAAUGAUGAAAUCGUCUUCAUACACGAUCUCACCAAAAAGGAAAUACGUUUUCCAGCUUCUAAAAUUCAGAGUAUGAUAUAA
Molecule: messenger RNA, 2369 nt
Organism: Bursaphelenchus okinawaensis
Lineage: Eukaryota; Metazoa; Nematoda; Chromadorea; Rhabditida; Aphelenchoididae
Source: the annotation of a GenBank genome assembly